AUGACCGUUGUUGUUUCUAUGUCUAUGUUUCUUUUUUUUAUUACAACAUCUAAUGUACUUGCACUUAUUACCAAUAUAAAACAGCCCCAUUACAUCACAGGUCUUAUUACUACGGACUACUUCUUCUCUUAAACCCUCAAAACCCUAGUAUUUUUUCUCAGCUUCUCUCGUCAAAUCUUGCUCAAGUGAGGAGAAGGUUUAUUUGAUAAUACACAUCAUGACUGUUGAGGUGAUUAAGGCUGAGGUUACCGUUUCGAAUCAAGAUGAGAAGGUGAAGGUUGUGGAGGAGGUUGGUGAUGUGAAGAAAGAUGUUGAGGUUAAGCCUGAGGCUGUGGAGAAGAGCUCUUCUUUUAAAGAGGAGAGUAACUUUGUGUCUGAUUUGAAGGAGAAUGAGAAGAAGGCCUUGACUGAUUUGAAGGCGAAGCUCGAGGAGGCGAUUCUUGGGAAUAGUUUGUUUAAGAAGGAGGAGGUUAAGGUUGUGGAAGUUGUGGAGGAGGCAAAGGUGGAAGAAGAGGAGAAGAAGGAUGAGGAGAAAAUUGAGUGUGUGAAAGAGGAAGUUGAGGAGAAAGUGGAGGAGAAGGAGGGUGAGAAAGUUGAGGAGAAGGCUCAAGAGGAAGGGGAGGGAUCGAAAAAGGCUGUGGAGAAGAAGGUUUUGAAUGAGUGGGGAUUGAAGAUCAAAGGGGCUUUUAAGGGGCACAAUUUGUUUAAGAAGAAGUCUAAGAAAGAAGUGGAAGAGAAGGAGAAGGCAGAGGAGAAAGAGUGUGAAGAAUCAAAGCCCGAGGGAGAAGCCGUAGUUGAGGGGAAAGUGGAAGAAGUGGUGGAAUUGGUUAAAACUGAAGAGUGUGAGGAGAAAAAAGCUGAAGCUGUUGUUGAGGAAGAAGCUGCUGAGGUGGUUAAAACUGAAGAAUGUGAGGAGAAAAAGGCUGAAGUUGUCGAGGAAGUAGCUGAGGUGGUUAAAACUGAAGAAUGCGAGGAGAAAGAGCCUGAAGCAGUCGUUGAGGAAGUAGCUGAGGUGGUCAAGGCUGAAGAAUGUGAGGAAGAGAAGAAAGUUGAGGAGGAGGUUGUUAUUGUUGAUAAGGAUAUCUCACUUUGGGGAGUUCCACUGUUGCCUAGUAAGGCUGAUGAGGGAACUGAUGUAGUUCUGUUGAAGUUCUUGAGGGCUAGGGACUUUAAGGUAAAUGAGGCCUUUGAGAUGCUCAAGAAGACCCUCGAGUGGAGGAAAGAAUGGAAGAUUGAUUCAAUCUUGGAUGAAGAUUUGGGCAGUGAUUUGUCAGCAGCCGCAUACAUGAGCGGUGUUGAUCGUGAAGGUCACCCCAUCUGUUACAACAUCUUUGGAGUGUUGAACGAUGAAGAGCUCUACCAAAAGACCUUUGGAAGUGAAGAGAAGCGCGAUUUUUUCUUGAGGUGGAGGUUCCAAUUGAUGGAGAGGGGUAUCCAGAAACUUGAGCUUAAGCCCUCUGGUGUGACUUCUCUGCUUCAGGUUACUGAUCUCAAAAAUUCCCCCGGACUAGCCAAGAAGGAGGUUCGCCUUGCUGUUAAGCAAGCUCUUGGGGUUCUCCAGGAUAACUACCCGGAGUUUGUGGCAAGAAAUAUACUAAUUAAUGUGCCUUUCUGGUACUAUGCCUUCCAUGCUGUCUUUUCUACUAAGCUAACCCAAAGAACCAAGAGCAAAGAAGUUUUUGCACGCCCUGCCAAGGUCACUGAGACCUUGAUCAAGUAUAUUCCUGUCGAGGAAAUUCCCAUCCAGUAUGGUGGACUCAAGAGAGAAAACGAUUAUGAGUUUUCAUCUGAAGAUGGUGUUGCUUCAGAGCUCAUCUUAAAGGCUUCAUCAACAGCAACAAUUGAAAUACCUGCACCACAGACCGGAACUACAUUCAUCUGGGACAUUACAGUUCUGGGCUGGGAUGUCAAAUACAAGGAGGAAUUCAUCCCCACAGAAGAAGGCUCAUACGACAUCAUUGUUCAAAAAGGAAAGACUCUGAGUGCGGCUGAAGGACCAGUUCGUAACACUUUCAGGAAUCCUGAAGCAGGGAAGAUUGUGCUUACUAUCGAGAACUGCUCAAGCAAGAAGAAGAAGGUGUUUUACAGACACAAGGUCAAGAAGUGUGCUAUAUAGAAACCAUAUUGAAACUAAAUUACAUAUACUUGUUCAUUUGAGAGGGAAAGUGGAUAUAAUGUGGAGAACUUUUUUAUUAGCAUACAUUUGAGGUUUGAUUGUGUUAGAAAAAUUCAUUCUUUUGGCAGAGGAACCAAUAAGUUGUGUAGAUUGAUUAUUUGAUUGGGGGUGAUAUGUGUGCAUUUCAGGAUCAAGUUCAUUUAUGAAAACUUUGUUAUUAUA
This is a messenger RNA of Daucus carota subsp. sativus, 2338 nucleotides long. RefSeq names its product patellin-4. The coding region runs from base 218 to 2116 and encodes 632 amino acids. Gene Ontology annotation, molecular function: lipid binding. The transcript has 5 exons. The record is from RefSeq and is a predicted model, not a curated record. NCBI's taxonomy places the organism in Eukaryota, Viridiplantae, Streptophyta, Magnoliopsida, Apiales, Apiaceae.